This is a messenger RNA of Leptosia nina, 1323 nucleotides long. NCBI's taxonomy places the organism in Eukaryota, Metazoa, Arthropoda, Insecta, Lepidoptera, Pieridae. The record is from the annotation of a GenBank genome assembly.
AUGGAGUCCACGCCGAUCUGUCGGUGCCGCGUUCUGUAUCUCGGCUCGGCGGUGCCCCAACAGAGCAAGGAUGGCUUGCAAGGAAUCCAGGAACCCCUGCGCGAAUUGUACCCGGAAAAGGGGGCGACCACCGGCGGCAUAGACUCUUGGCUCUCGGUGUGGUCGAAUGGAAUUCUGCUCGAGAACGUGGACGAGAGCGGGUCUAAAGUGUCGCGGUUCUUUCCUAUAUCUAGCCUUCAUUAUUGCGCAGCCGUGAGACGUGUCAGCGUCGAGGGUGCGCCGAGAUUUUUACCUUUAGACUCUCCGUUUGCCAGAGCGCCGGCGGCGAGGCGACCUCCUUUAUUCGCGGCUGUCCUACGUCGCACGCAAGGCAUCAAAGUGCUCGAAUGUCACGCCUUCAUCUGCAGGCGAGAGGCAGCCGCCAACGCGCUCGUUCGGUGCUGCUUCCACGCAUAUGCGGACAGUUCAUAUGCGAAGCGCUUAGAGGCUGAGAGGUCGCCCUCGCAAUUGCCCGAACCGGAUGAAGAAGUGGAGGUAUACGAUGGUGAUGAAAACCACAAAGUGUGGAUCGGUGAAGUGGAAAGGGAUGAUGCGAGCGAUGAGAUUCCACACCCGGCGCGUGCUCCGCGACCACGACAAAUAAGUCGACCGGCUUCGGUGCCCCCACCGCCCCCGCCACCUGAGGAACCCAAAAAGAAAUCCACUACGAAGAAGUCAAAGAAGAAAUCUUCUGCAUCAGCGGAUGAGUUAUACGCGACGAUGCCGGGUCCAGCGCCCAUGAUGAAUGGAAGAUCCCUAGGUCGAGCUCCGCCCGCGUGGGCCGCUCACCCUAUGGUGUUAGUAGCACACCCAGCUGCUACAUUACCUCAUGCGCGACCUGCUACUCUAGGUCACAGAGGUCGUGUUCCUGCAGCAUUAGCCCCGGGACCUUUUGCACCUGUCCCCCCACCAGGGAGGGGUAGAAUUCAAUAUGCGACAGUAGAUCCUCGGCGUUCCAAACCGCAACCUCCAGCAUUAAAAGCGGCACAAAGCAUGACGACUUUGGAAGCUGUUGAGGAUGCUGGUGGGAUAUAUCGAAAGAAAGGUCAUCUAAACGAGCGUGCUUUCUCUUAUAGCAUAAGACAAGAGCACAGAAGUCGAUCGCAUGGAUCAUUAGCCAAUCUCAAAUUCGCUGCUCCGCCAGAGGUGGAGACAGGUCGUGAAGAAUUGAAAAAGGAACGAGAGAUUAUGCAGUUGGUGGCUGGUCUUCAGCUAAAUUCCGACGAAAUCGAAAGACGGGAGAUCCCGCCGCACAUGAUGAGGGGACGACAUGCGCCAAGGUAA